Messenger RNA from Encephalitozoon romaleae SJ-2008, 1494 nucleotides. Its product is annotated as kinesin A-like protein. NCBI's taxonomy places the organism in Eukaryota, Fungi, Microsporidia, Unikaryonidae. Gene Ontology annotation, molecular function: microtubule motor activity; microtubule binding; ATP binding. Bases 1 to 1494 code for a protein of 497 amino acids. The transcript has a single exon. The record is from RefSeq and is a predicted model, not a curated record. Gene Ontology annotation, biological process: microtubule-based movement.
AUGGUAAGGCCAGGAAUUCAGCAUAGGAUAGAUGAAAUAAAAGAAGUCUUCAGUGAAAUCAAGGAAAACAUCGAUGGAAACCCAUCCAGCAGAAUCAGGAAAGACUCCAUCCUGCUAGAGAUAUGUACACCUGGAACUUGUGGAUACAACGGAUGCAGUAGGUCUACAAGAAAUAGAGAGUCGGAGCUUCUUGAAAGAAUAGAGGAAUUAGAGUCUGCAAUAGAGAGACUGAAACAAGCUUCAGAUAGUAAUAUCAAUUCAAGACAAUCGAAUGUGGAGGAUAUCAAUGCUAUGUUGCAAGGAAAGGAUAGUGAAAUACAAAGGAUGAAGGAAGAACUCUCUAGGAUUUUAUCUAUGAAUGAUCAUCUCCAAAGAGUCAAUUCAGAGAUGCAAUGUCGUCUAAACAUGUACAAAGAAAAAGCUUCUAAAUUGGAAGAAAUCAAGAAGGAAUGUCUAGAGCAUAAAGAAACCAUAUCGAAGCUUAGAAAUGAAAUAAUGGUUCUCAAAGGUUCCAUUCAGAUAAUUUGCCGGAUAAGGCCCAAUACUCCCAACCACCACGGAUCGAGAAUAGAAAUUUCAGAUGGAUAUCUAAGGAUUAGUACAGAUAGCAAGGAGCACGGAUUUUCAUUUGAUAAAGUGUUUGGACCCCAUGCAACCCAAAAGUGCGUAUAUAGAGAGAUGGAAUCAACUUUUCAGUCUGUAUUAGAGGGGUACAGUGUGUGUGUGUUUGCAUACGGUCAGACAGGAAGCGGAAAGACAUAUACUAUGGAAGGCGUUGAUGGAGAUCCAGGGCUGAUUGUUCGAGCACUGAAGGAUGUAUACUGUAUUAUUGAGGAACUGAAGGAAGAUGGAUGGGGCUUGGAUAUCACAUGCAGCUAUGUGGAAAUAUAUAAUGAGGAUGUGGUGGAUCUGUUUUCUGAAGACAUGAAAAAAGUCACGAUUGUCCAUAAAGAUGUAAAUAUAAACAUGAACUGUAUCAGUGUACCUAUCCAUAAUAUAUCAGAUGCCAUUAGAUUGUUCCAAGAUGGAGCAAGGAGAAGGAGUGUUGGAAGUACUAAAUGCAACUCGAAGUCAAGUAGAAGCCAUGCUGUUUAUAUCUUGAGGAUAAAAAUGAACAAUGAAGCCUUGAAGCAACAAAAGGAAGGCGCCAUGGUUUUUGUAGAUCUGGCAGGGUCUGAAAGGCUAAGUGUCUCUAGGGCCGAGGGAAUUAGGUUAAAGGAAACGCAGAGCAUAAACAAAAGUCUAUCAGCCUUGGGAGAUGUCUUUAACUCCAUUCUAAGGAAGGAUAGCCAUAUUCCCUUCAGGAACUCAAAGCUUACACAUCUCCUGCAAAGCUUUUUAUCUGGAAACUCCAGGACUAUCAUGCUUGUCAAUAUCUCACCCGAUGCAGACCAUUUUAGUGAAACCAUAUGUUCACUUAGAUUUGCAGACAAAGUUGGCCAGUGUAAGCUCGGUUCUAUCAGGCGGAAAGUAACAAGUAUUGUCUCUGGAUAG